AUGGUACGUCUGCGAGACAUUAUCAGCGAGCGUUUGAAUGCCUUCCGCCGUGAUUUACGCCAUGGGGACCCUACCGCCAACGUCAAGCCUUUGCGGGUCACCCUCAACCCAGGGGCGAGGCCGGUUGUAACCGCGGCCGCGGAUGCACAACCCGAUAAGACUUCGUGGUUGGCGGGGUGCAUGGCGUCUUUAAACACGUUGGAUGUGGCGUUUCCCAAUAUCCUGGCCGUUCGGGCCAGUUCCGCGAUGACGACUCUGAGGAAAAGGGAAAACAUCGACUGAUGAAUGGUGAGUAGUAAAAGUGUCUUGGCUGGUCCGGUGGUCGCAUGUGAUUUUUUUUUUUUCACGUCUUCACUUCAAAUCAGGGCUCACAGCACUGGUGCCGUUUACUCCAACCCGUGGUCACACAGAAGAGCCCCUCUCUACCCUCCCCUCUUGCGGUACUUUGCCUUCGAUUUUUAAUGCGAGAAGAGUUCAGCACUCUCUUCCCUCUGUGUACACACGAACUAGCGCUAUCCAUUAGGCCAGGAGCGGAAGCGAGAGAAAAACUCACUUUGCAAGAAAAGCUCGCUUACGGCGGGAUUCGAACCCCUGACCUGAUCUC
Messenger RNA from Ectocarpus sp. CCAP 1310/34, 604 nucleotides. Lineage: Eukaryota; Phaeophyceae; Ectocarpales; Ectocarpaceae. The record is from the annotation of a GenBank genome assembly.